UAUACCCAUGUCGCAAGACCAAUAACUUCAAAGCACCAUGACCAUGUUCGCAUCAUGUCGGACCAGAACUAUCGGAAGCCGUUGCUUUUCGCACUAGCCGGCGCCACUGUGCUCUCUGUAGCCUUCUAUACGUACACCUACUAUUCGACCGAGUUGCGCCUCGAACCGAUCCAGCCAUCAUCCUUACAUCGCAGCAAUGCCAUCCGCCGGCCUAGACAUAGACGUCACUGGCGGGCUGGCAUCGUCCCCCGCACUCUUGAUUACGAUCCAACCGAGCGAGCCAUCAAUAAUCUGGAACGGCGAAAUCAGACAGGAGAAGGCUACGGAGAAUAUCACAACAAGUGGUUUUUUCCGGAAUCGUUAGAUACCGAAGGGGCUGACUUGACUCUGUUGCCAUGCAAGCUGAAGCCUAUUUACGACCAUCUGCUGCGACACACUUUGGUGCCUCUUUCACCAUAUCAACAAGACUGUCUUCGGCUGCACAUCCAUGGCGUUUUCACGCAGAACUUCCUCCGCGAAGAAUUCCCCGAAGGCUACAUCAUAGGAGAUGAUGCCUACAUCGUAGCAAGGGGUCUCGAGGUACUUGGGGUUGCUGAGGAGAUUGUCUAUGAGGUUGUAAAGGCCUUCGAUGAGGGAGAAUUCCAUUUGAGUGAGGAAUGGAGUCCCCUCGAGGCCCCUAUAGAAAGCCCAGUACAGGUUCCGGUGCAUACUGAUGGCGCCACCGAAGACAUGGCUCCCCAGGAUGCUCUGCAGGCUUUGCGCGAGUCCGGAGGAGACGAAGAAGGAGAGAGCGAGAUAUCGUUCAGCAACAACGAAGAUGAUCCCGAGGGCAGCCAGAACAUGCUUGAUCUGCUCUAUCACAUCGCGGGCGAACAGGCACGCAAAGAAGGAUACAUCCAUCGUGGCGUUGAGUGCAACAGCUGUGGCACCCAUCCCAUCCAAGGCAUCCGCUACCAUUGUGCGAAUUGCUUCGAUUUUGACCUGUGCGAAAGUUGCGAGGCUAGCUCUACACACGCCAAAAGCCACGUUUUCUUCAAAAUCCGCAUACCUGCGCCAUCAAGAGGAAACAUUAAACAUGUCAUCCCGUCGUGGUAUCCAGGAGACGCGAAUGCGUUUCCGACUUCUCUCCCUAAGAAUGUAUCCAAACCUUUAUUGGAGCAGACAAAGAUGGAUCGUACGGAGAUGGUCGCCCUUUACGAGCAAUUCAAAUGCCUCGCAGGCCAUUUCUGGCCUACUGAUCCUUCUGGGCUGGGAAUGGCCAUUGACCGAAAAGGAUUCGACGCUUAUUUCAUUCCUUCAACGGCCGAUAAACCGUCUGCUGCGAAUCUGAUCUAUGACCGCAUCUUCGCAUAUUACGAUACAGAUGAUAAUGGCCUCAUUGGGUUCGAAGAAUACAUCAAAGGCCUUGCUCGCCUUCAGGACAAGUCACGAUCCGCGAGACUGGAACGCAUAUUCCAGGGUUACGAUCUUGAUGCAGAUGGUUAUGUGGAUCGGAAAGAUUUUCUUCGUAUGUUUCGUGCAUAUUACGCCCUGAGCAAAGAGUUGAGUCGCGAGAUGUUCAAUGCACAAGAGGAUUAUGGUCCCAACGAGGAGGAAGUUCGGGAAGUUGUUCAUGGUAGUCAACCGAUCAGUGCUGCAUUCGGUGGCAGCAUUCUGAACGGACACGAAUCAAGGACAGGCCAAGACAAAGAGCGACAGGCGACCGGCGAUCUUGAAUUGUCCAAUGGACCGAACGGUGUUCUUCAGCCUGACAUGGAAACGCGAGGAGAUCGUGCUAGGGCUAUUGGCAAUGUCGCGCUUGGGAAUCGCACGAGAAAUCAUCCCUUCCGCUCAUUCAGGCCUGAGCGAUCAGAAGACGAGCCCGUCAUGCUUCUUCCGAGUGAUAGCAAUUUUACACGUUCCGGAAUGGAGGAUGUUGAUGAGGCACCUGAAGAGGAGCUCACUGGCCCUGAUGCACCUCUACAAACGUACGGCUGGCCACCACCUUUGACGCCAGAGGCACGAGACAUCAUUACCGCUCUCGGACGCGAAGUAGCGCUCGAGGAUAUCACCGAUCCUCUGGACAGGACCAGAGUGAUAUAUGCCCAGGCUGAACGCCUUGAUGUCGAAGCUGAUCACGCCGAGGAGGCUGCCAGAACGAAGGCUGUUGAAGAAAGGUGGCGUCGGCGACAGUUUUACCUCGAUGAGGAGGAAGGCAUGACAAGACCGCCUGGUUACAUGGAGCCAGACAGUUCCGACGAUGAGAAUGUUCCACCAAUUCUCAAGAAAAGUCGGUGUGACGGUGCCUCGAGCCCUCGGAGACCAUCUGUGCGAUCCCGAUCGUCAUCCAAGGUGCGCUUCGAUGAUAGUGCCAUUGACACCGACUAUGAGACGCGUUCGAAUGCGUCCUCUCGGAGCAUUACCCUCAACGAAAGAUGGGGUGGAUACGAACUUGGUCAAGCCGACGCAGAUAUCGGCAAGGAUAUCCUCUAUCAAGCGGUUCAACAAGGCUUCAAUGAAUUGUUGGAUGGCUUGUUCAAGGAAAAAGAAGAUGAGUGGCUUGAGGUCUGCCGGACCCGCAAUAAUCGUCACAAGUUCAAAAGAGAGAGAGAAGAGUACGGAAAGGUGCUUGAGGCAGCGAAAGAACGAAAAGAGGAAGCACUGAAAGAGGCCGACAUGCUUAGAACCGAAGAGCUGCUCAACGGAUCUUCUUCGGGCCCCGACUUGCCACAGGGCGACGUUGCCGAACCUGUUUCCACUACAAUUCCUGAAACGAUUAUCCCUGAUAUUCCUGAUCCCGAUGAUCAUAUAGAAUUGAUGUUCGGAAACGGCCUGUCGAACCACAACGACAUUGCAAAUGGAGCGAACCAGGAAGCCCUGUCAGAAGGAUCUUAUCAUGACCCUACUCUUCCGCAGUUUCGACCCGAUCACAAUUCUGGACCAGCAUCUCCUGCCCCAACGCCGCCACCCAAUCCAUUUGGUGGUGACUCCGUUGCUUCACGAGCACUGUACGAUCUUUGGCUUCGCCAUGAUGCGAUUGAGGCGGAAGCUGACGAGCGGAGUGGCCCCGGAAAGCUCAGUUUCCCAGAAUUUCGACGAAAAAUGGUUCUAGAGGACGAAGUAGGCAAAGCGCUUGGCGUCAAGGGCAAAAGCCAAGGUGAAAAUGAACAACAUGGGUGGGAGAGCAGUGCUGAUCUUGGGAGAUUGGCUUUCGUGGGUACUUGGUUGGAGAUGGCGAGCUUCUAGUGAAUAGCGGUGUCGGUUCCUUGCCAGCCCCGCUGACCAUACGCUUGUUCGUUGGCGUUCUGCAACACCGACACCCUCACCAUCUGCGCAGCAUUCAUAUAUGGAGCUUAUUCCUAGUGAAGCAUCGCUCCAACAUUCCAGGAUCUUAGCUGUACAACAGAAGCAGGACGAGUUUACGAUGUUAUGAUUUCAAGCAAAUGAUACCUGAACGCAUUUCCCAGCGAUGUUGCAUAUCGGGAGGCACCCAGAGGCAAAUGACUCAAUAGGUACGCAAUGGCAAACGUUACAAAAGUCCUCAACAUCCAUCCAAUGUGAUGAACAAGCAAUUCAAACCGCUGCAGGGACCUUGACGUACAACAGCGGCGCGUGCUGUUGGGUACCCAAUGUGUCUCUCUCUCCAAUGCUUCCCUGCUCCCAAGGUCUUUUUAUUGUACAUUUCCAAGCCAUCGCUGGGUCAAAAUACAUGUUUGUGAGAAUGUUUUGCUCCUGGACCCCAUACAACCGUCCUAUCACAUCAUUUGUCAAGACGUUGGCUGAC
This is a messenger RNA of Exophiala xenobiotica, 3763 nucleotides long. RefSeq lists its product as uncharacterized. Gene Ontology annotation, molecular function: calcium ion binding; zinc ion binding. Lineage: Eukaryota; Fungi; Ascomycota; Eurotiomycetes; Chaetothyriales; Herpotrichiellaceae. The record is from RefSeq and is a predicted model, not a curated record. The coding region runs from base 55 to 3225 and encodes 1056 amino acids. The transcript has a single exon. Gene Ontology annotation, cellular component: membrane; cytosol; intracellular membrane-bounded organelle.